AUGGCGCCUACCAAAAACGGUAAACCCGAUAAAGAGGUGUUCUACUUCGCUUACGGCUCCAACCUCUCCCCGGCUCAGAUGCUUGACCGGUGUCCGUCGUCUCCACCUAUCGGCCUCGCGCACCUGUCUGGAUGGACCUGGCUUAUUAAUGAACGAGGUUACGCAAAUAUCAUCCAAGAAAAAACUGCUACACCUGUAUCAUCGUCAAUAUUUUCGCAUUCGUCCACGUUUUUACAUAACAUACGACUCAGUGCGGGCAAUAAGAAGGACAAAGACAGUGGCGAAGAGAAAGGGUUAGAAAAUAGAACCAAGGGUGGCGUUUAUGGUAUCGUAUAUCGCCUACAUCCGAGCGACGAGGUUAAGCUAGAUAUGUGUGAGGGUGUCCCGUGGGCAUAUCAGAGGCAGUUUCUCGAUGCAACCUUGCUUCCGGCCCUAACUAGCCCUACCACAGCGGACAAAGACGAUACACAUGAUUAUUCCCAGGAUGUAGAGAAGGAGAAGACGGUCCGAGUGCUUGUGUACAUCGACCCUAAGAGAAUCCUACCAAGCGCUCCGAGAAAGGAAUAUGUAUACCGAAUGAACCGUGGUAUCGAUGAAGCCAUGGAGCAUUGGGGGCUACCAAAGUUAUAUGUCGAUUCGAUUAUGAGACCCUUCAUCCCAGCAAGAUCAACGGGCUAGACCUUGGGAGCCCUCUUAAUCCUCUUAAUAGACUCAUAAUAAACUCUCCUUUAACCAAGGAUAUGUCCCCAAUAUUGAAUAUAUACAUAUGUGAGCGCUUAUAUACAGACAUUCUUACUCUAAACCGGUAACUCCUGCUAAACCAAUGAAGACCAAAAGAAUACGAGGUAAACCACUAAACAAUGGGCUCUACCCAACAUUAAACCAUACCGAUAUAACCUAUAUGCUCCACCAACUUUAUACACAUGUCCCUAUGCAUAUAUACUAUCCAAACAAAAGAAAACUUGAAGCAUCGGCUUCGACCCAUAGAUACCGAGGUAGCUAAGAAACAUGUGACCCAUUUCCAACUAUGAGCCUGCACAAUUUUCUACACGUCGCGAUUGCAGGUGACUUAGA
Molecule: messenger RNA, 1074 nt
Organism: Annulohypoxylon maeteangense
Lineage: Eukaryota; Fungi; Ascomycota; Sordariomycetes; Xylariales; Hypoxylaceae
Exons: 1
Coding region: 1-678 (225 amino acids)
Molecular function (GO): gamma-glutamylcyclotransferase activity
Source: RefSeq, a predicted model, not a curated record